Molecule: messenger RNA, 1762 nt
Organism: Tachyglossus aculeatus (Australian echidna)
Lineage: Eukaryota; Metazoa; Chordata; Mammalia; Monotremata; Tachyglossidae
Gene: SRPX2
Product: sushi repeat containing protein X-linked 2
Exons: 11
Coding region: 235-1632 (465 amino acids)
Source: RefSeq, a predicted model, not a curated record
AUUCUAGGAAUGUUAAAGUAAAAGUUUGCUCUGGUGGCUGAGAGCAGCGAAGGAAAGACCGAUUGGAAGGAAGUCGGGUCUCACGCCACAACCUCUCCCGGGUUUUGGACCGUGGUGAUGCCAGCCGGCUGAAAAUCUCAGAUUGGAAAUUCUCCCUCCCUCCACCCCACCUUUUCCCACCUCGAUUUUUCCACCUGCACACCCCCCCUACCUCAGCCCCGGCCCUGUUCUGGGAUGGGCUGUCAGCCUGCAGCCAGAGAUGCCCCCUUUCUGCUGCUCUUCCUCGCCCAAGUGGCAACACCGACGUGGUACGCGGGCUCAGGCUAUCACCCUGAUGACAGCUACAACGAAGUGUAUGUGGAACAGCCCCCUCAGGCCCCUGCUCUGGAUUACAGAGUUCCCCGGUGGUGCUACACCCUGAAUGUCCAGGAUGGAGAGGCCACCUGCUACUCCCCCCGGGGAGGGAACUAUCACAGCAGCCUGGGGACCCGCUGUGAGCUGUCCUGCGACCGCGGCUACCGGCUGAUCGGACGCCGGUCUGUCCAGUGCCUGCCAAGCCGGCGUUGGUCUGGGAUGGGCUACUGCAGGCAGGUGAGGUGCCACGUGCUGUCCCUGCCCACCAGCGGUUCCUACAUGUGCACCAACGGAGUGGCGCUCGACUCCCGUUGCGACUACAGCUGCACCAGUGGUUACCACCUGGAGGGCGACCGCAGUCGCCUGUGCAUGGAGGAUGGGCGAUGGAGCGGAGGGGAUCCCGUGUGUGUAGAUCUCGAGCCCCCCAAGAUCCGCUGCCCUCAAUCCCGUGAGAAGAUGGCCGAGCCAGAGAAGCUGACCGCCAGGGUGUACUGGGACCCUCCCAUUGCCAAGGACUCGGCCGAUGGCACCAUCACCAGACUGACGCUGCGAGGCCCAGAGCCCGGCUCGGAUUUGCCAGAAGGGGAGCACGUGAUCCGGUACACCGCCUACGACCGGGCCUACAACAGGGCCAGCUGCAAAUUCAUAGUGAAGGUCCAAGUGAGGCGCUGCCCGACCCUUCAGCCACCCCAGCACGGCUACCUCACCUGCACCUCCGAGGGGAACAACUACGGUGCCAUCUGCGAGUACCACUGUGACGGGGGCUAUGAGCGCAGGGGCACAUCCUCCCGGGUCUGCCAGUCCAGCCGCCAGUGGUCAGAGAGCCAGCCCACCUGCGUAGCCAUGCAGAUUAACGUGAACGUCAACUCGGCCACGGCCCUCCUGGACCAAUUCUACGAGAAGCGGCGUCUCCUCCUCGUCUCUGCUCCCGACCCCUCCGACCGCUACUACAAGAUGCAGAUCUCAAUGCUCCAGCAAGCCACGUGCGGGCUGGACCUGCGUCACGUAACCAUCAUCGAGCUGGUGGGGCAGCCGCCCCAGGAGGUGGGGCGUAUCCGGGAGCAACAGCUGUCAGCCGGCAUCAUCGAGGAGCUCAGGCAGUUCCAGCGCGUCACCCGCUCCUACUUCAACAUGGUGCUGAUCGACAAGCUGGGCCUGGACCGCGAACGCUACAUGGAGCCUGUCACGGCCGAGGAGAUCUUCUCCUUCAUCGACGAUUACCUUCUGAGCAACCAGGAGCUGGCCCAGCGCAGAGCGCAGAGGGACUUCUGUGAAUGAGUGGGGCAGGGAGCAGAGCUGGCGGCGAGGGGGACCUUGGCUUCCAAUGCUGAACCCCGGGGCCUCCGGGACUCCCCGAGUUGCCUUCACUUGGACUUCGGGUGCAGGAAGAAGUGGCCCACGGCCACAG